CAGAGUGCAGAAAUAAAGAGAAUUGGGCUAUGUUUUCUAGGUGUGGGCCAACUACAGUCCAGGCCCAAAACAAAGCCUAAUUCCCAUGUCUGCUAGGGCUAAGGGGUUUCUAAUUUCUGAAGAUAUAUAUGAGAGCAGCCCCGAGAGACAAAAGAGAGGAAGUUGUUCUGCGCAAGAGGUCAAGAGCACCCAGCCGCCCGAAAUCCCAGCCACCCGCAUCUGUUGUUCACCAGCAGAAGAAGAGGACACCAACACGCAAUACCCAAUCAGUUCACAUUUGAACAAGGAGAAGAAGCCGAAAAUCUGUUCACCAGCAGAAGGGAGAACGCCCACCCAGAUCUGUUCGUGAAAGAGCCAACGCCGCCGACAGCCUCUGUUCUUCUCAACCAGCUUUGUUAGUGAGGGAUAGCAGCACAAGUUUGGCUUGUUCUUCAUUGGACGAGAGUUUUUGAUUCUUAAUUUGAAUUUUUUUAUCAUGAUUGUGUGCUGGAAUUACCAAAUUAUGGCUGUUGUUGACAACAUAAUCAUGCAUAGCUAAAUUAGGGAUGGAUGGAUUUUAAUUUUUGAAAUAUGUGACUGUUUUUGUUAGUUUAAUUCAAGAUUUAUUGGUUAUUUGCAUGAUGAGUUUAUAUUAUUGAGUUUAAUGCAUUGAGAGCCUGAUCACCUUUCAAUUGAUUUAGUGAUUUAUGCAUAAAUUUGAGAAAGAAUUGCGUAGAUUAGAUCAAUAAUAAUAUAAAUCGUGUGCUAGACUAUGAGACCGAAAGGUAAUUAGCUCACAUGUGGUAGUGGAGGAAGAGAAGAGAGUUAGUAGCUCCCUUUUUUAAGCUAGAGGUUUCUAUAGAAUUUAAUGCUCAUUAGUUUGUUUAAAAUUACAUAGAGAUAUGAUUAAUUUAGCAAACAAAUGAAGGAUUAGCUUGACUUGAGAAAGCUGGUUAAUUAAUUUAGGAAAAUCCG
Molecule: messenger RNA, 954 nt
Organism: Rubroshorea leprosula
Lineage: Eukaryota; Viridiplantae; Streptophyta; Magnoliopsida; Malvales; Dipterocarpaceae
Source: the annotation of a GenBank genome assembly